AAGAAAAAAACUUUAUAUUCGGCUCUUCAAAAUUUGGAGAUUCGUAGAUCACAUGCUUCUUCCCAGUCAAAGCCAUAGACCACUUCCAAUCGAUCUUCCCCAGGAAUCGAUUCGAGAAAGAUAACAGAGUAUAACGUUCUUCGGUAUCCGUAUGCUCAAGAAUUUCCCUGCUUUUUAUUAAUCAAUGGAGACAGCUGAAUCCCAUUAAUGGUGAUAAAUUCUGACUGUCCUUGCUCUGCUCGGCAAAGUCCAGAAACUUCGCUUCCUCUCUCGACCUCUGUUCACCCAAGAGUCUUGGUACCGCUACGGCCCACCAAUCUUUGAUCCGGGAAAUCUGCAUUUCCUCUUCCAAGCUCGGAUCUUUCCGAGGUUCUCACCAGCUUUUCUGGUCUUUUUUCUGGGGACGAGUCUUGGAUUUUGAGGGAUUCUUUUUUUGUUUUGUUUUGUUUUGUUUUGUAAGCUUGGAUUGGGUUCAACUUAAAGUCUCGGUUUUGAGUGGUCGCGACUCUUCUUCGGAGGAGGGCUUCGGGGGGGUCUUGUUUCGUGAGUAUUGAUAAAAGCAGGGUCGGCUUGAGUUUUCUUUAAGGCUGGUGUGAAACAGAAGAGAGAUUAAACAAUCACUCCUUGUUAACUUCGUGUUCGUUCCAGUCUCUCUUUCUUUCGAAGGGUUACACGUUACAUUGCCAACGAAGAGUCUCGAGGGAGACAGAGACGGGGAGAGAGUUUUUAUGUUCCUACAAAGUCGUAAUUGUAGAAAGGUCAAAAAUAGGGAAAUUAUUUCUUUUGAGAGAGAUUUCUGACUGUAUGUGUAUAUAAAGGGCAGGACCUAUUCCGGUUAUUUCUCUCUUCCUCCCACGGUCCUCUCUUUGUUCUCCUUGGUCUCCUCCGUUUCCUCCAAUUUCUCUCCGGGGUUCGGAGAGAGAAUUCUGAAACGAAAAACCUCUGUCUCUCUCCCUGUCUCUGAAAUCAUGGUCAAUAAUAAGGAUGCAAUGCGAUUGGGAUCAAAUCUUGAUCGCUUCCUCCAUCAAAUUUCGCCAGUAGUUCGAUCCCAGUUUCUCCCCCAGACUGAGAUUAGGAAACUGAAUAGCUUGUGGCAUCCAUGGGAGAGAGAAAAGGUUGAGUAUUUCACGUUGGAGGAUCUGUGGCACUGUUAUGAUGAAUGGAGUGCGUAUGGGGCUGGAGUCCCCAUUGUCUUGAGCAGUGGGGAGACCUUAGUUCAGUACUACGUGCCGUAUCUAUCUGCGAUUCAAAUCUUCACCAGCAGUUCGUCUGUCAACCGCUUCAGGGACGAUCUGGAAUUGGGAGAAUGUGAGACUAGGGAUUCCUUCAGUGAUUCAUCUAGCGAGGAGAACGAGAGUGAGAAGUUGUGGCAAUGGGAUGGGUGCUGCUCUGACGAUGGAGGAUCGGAGCAAGAUAGCCCAUGGCAUCUGAACGAGAGAUUGGGUUACCUUUAUGUGCAGUACUUCGAGAAAGACACUCCUUAUACAAGAGUUCCUCUCAUGGAUAAGAUCACCGAAUUAGCUCGAAGGUACCCGGGUCUGAAGUCAUUGAGAAGUGUAGAUCUAUCACCGGCUAGUUGGAUGGCGGUCGCUUGGUAUCCAAUAUAUCACAUCCCCAUGGGAAGAACCAUAAGGGACCUGUCAACAUGCUUCCUAACUUACCACACCCUCUCGUCUUCGUUUCAAGAUAUGGACAUUGAAGAUGACAUAGAGUGUGCUCAGAGGAAGAGAAAGGAAGGGGAAGACAUCUCCCUGCCUCCAUUCGGGCUAGCCACUUACAAGAUGCAAGGAAACGUGUGGGCGUCGGGGAAGAGUGGUCGGGACCAAGAGAGGCUGGCGUCGCUUUCGAGUGUGGCCGACUCAUGGUUAAAGCAACUUAGGGUCCAGCACCCCGAUUUCAGCUUUUUCACGGGUUCUUGGCGUGGGUAAGAUCCUUAGACCCCAUCGAUCCACAUAUCGUACCGACGGUUGCUUCCUUAAGCGAGAGAUCAAAAGCUGAUUGUCAAUUGCGUCCUGUCAUUAUUGGCCCUUUUGAGUGGGUUCUGCAGCGUUUCAUAGUGCCUAGAUAUGGUGAGACGUACGAAUCAGUGAUUUCGACGAAUAUGUGCUUCUUACGAUGUAACUGAGACUAUAACCAUGGAGUUGCGGUGGACCUGUGAGAGUUUACGUGUUGGGGAGGCAAAUUGUGACGUUCCUUUUCGAACUCCGACACGCAUCGUGUGUAUCAUGUGAUGCCGGACGAAUAGUUUGACAUUUUGUUGUGAUCUAGCAGCCGUGGGAAGAGGCAGUCCUCUCCAUGGUUAUGUACCAAUUUUUGUAUAGAUGUAAAUUCUCUUUCUCGCUUGCAUUGGCCUCCGUUUAUGCACUGCCUUUAUACU
Eucalyptus grandis is the source of this 2377-nucleotide messenger RNA. RefSeq lists its product as uncharacterized. The coding region runs from base 969 to 1928 and encodes 319 amino acids. The transcript is spliced from 7 exons. The record is from RefSeq and is a predicted model, not a curated record. Lineage: Eukaryota; Viridiplantae; Streptophyta; Magnoliopsida; Myrtales; Myrtaceae.